Messenger RNA from Acanthamoeba castellanii str. Neff, 2193 nucleotides. RefSeq lists its product as uncharacterized. The transcript is spliced from 13 exons. Bases 1 to 2193 code for a protein of 730 amino acids. The record is from RefSeq and is a predicted model, not a curated record. Lineage: Eukaryota; Discosea; Longamoebia; Acanthamoebidae.
AUGAAGCUGCUCCACCUCCUGCUUCUUGGGCUGGCAGGGCUGGUGUGGUGGACGUCGACCUGCCCCGUGUCGGCAGUGAAUGUAAUUGAGCUGCCCUGCGGCAGGAGCGAUGGCGCCCUCCUGUGCGUGGACUCGUUCGCCCAGGCCGUCAUCAACACGAUUGGCCUGGGCGAGCCGGGCAGCGUGGUGGUGAACGCGUUGGGCCAGGCCCUGCGGCUGUCGGGCGCCGACGUCACGAUGACCAACGUCACGGUGCUGGGGGGCCUCGAUGUCCGUAACUCGGCCAGUCUGACGCGGGUCAUCGUCGACAGCUCCGGCUUCGAUCGCCACGGCAUCACGGUGACCAACACCACGCUGCUGACCAUGGACUCGGUCACCGUCACUUCGGGCGCCACGGCUGACACGCACGCGAUCUACGCCGAGCGGUCGCACAUCAGUGCAGUGGGUCCGCUCACCGCCCAUGCCUCUGGAGCGGGAAGCCACGGCAUCUAUCAGGUCUCUGGGACCACCAACUGCGCCUCCACCCUCACCAUCCGCGCUGACGAGGGAGACGGCCUUCUGCUGCAGGCGGAGACUGGGUCGACCCAGACGUUCACCGUUGGUGGCUCGCUUGGGAUCGAAGCUGGAUUGCUGGCGAUCAACACUUCUGGCGUGAUCGUCAAGGUCCUCGGUUCUGCCGACGUCGCUUCCAAUGGGAGCUACGCCGUCGCGGCCUCCGCCUUUGGCACUGUGGAGUUCCUGAACGAGCGACCCAACGUGUACAACGCCAACAAACAGUUUCUGAUGGCCCAGGACGGCACGAUCGUGCUGCGCCAUGUACUAUCCAACCUCACGUUCGACUGUGACGGAGGCACCAUCUCGUCGGUGCCCUACUCCCACGUCGUGUCACCCGCGGUGGCGGCGGUGUGUUCGGUCAAUCGACUGGCGGUGGUGCUUCUGGGCGACGAGGACGAGGUCGUCAUCGCCUCCAACACCGAACAACAGGGUCUCGUCAUGUCGCGCGUCGACGUCAACGUGAGCCAGGUCACCUUCGUCAACUUCCAGUACUACGACGACAUCGAUCCUUCCCCCAUCAGCUUCAAGACAUGUUUUUUCUAUCUCGGGCAUUCUCUGUCGCCGGGCGUGUUCGAUUGUCCGCUGUUUCUGGAGCGUCCCGGGUGGCGGGUGACGUUCCCGGUGACCUACCAGUACCUAACGGGCCUGGGCCGCACCACCGUGCGGGCCGUGAGCGGACCCGAAGUGCAGCCGCCCGCCGAGCCCGUGAUCUACUCCAACCAGAGCGCGCUCGUGCCGCUUGCCCUCCAGCUCAACGCCUCCUCGCCCAUCCUCGACAUCAUUCCCUCUUCCACUGAGUCCAAGGCCAACGUGGCGUUUGGCAACGUACAGGAGGUGACCCCGCUGGGCGAGGUGGUGUGCACGGCCGACAUCCAGGUGACGGGCAAGUGGGCGGAGAAGGCCAACUCGUCGUCGAGCGCCUUCCAAACGUUCGGCUUCUCGUCGCCGCUCUUUGCCGGCGCGCAGUCCAACACCACCCGGAUCGAGAUGGAGUUCACCCUCUUCAAGGCGGCCGACAACGUGACCUACGCACCCUCUUCGUCUUCGUUUUCGUCUUCGUCUUCGUUCUUUAGCAACUACUCGUUCGCGAUCGACCCGUCGCUGGCCAAGUUCUCGCUGUCGCUCCUGUCGUGGCCGUGGAGCUCGACCAACAACACGCUGCGGGUGAAGAUCAACAUCCGGCCGGCCUUCACCGACCACCGCGCCCUGGCCGGCGUCCCGCAGCCGCGCAUGACCACCCUCGAGCUGUUGGGCCAGCCCGACGUGCAGACCAACGUGCGCCUCGUCGAAUUCGCCUUCAACACCACGCACGAGCUCCCCGUCAACUUCGCCGCCGACCCCAGCGACUCCACCGUCGUGUUGGACUUUCCCUACUUCGGGGCCUACCUCUACUACGACCCAGACUUCUCGCUGCUGGUGGGCCACAGGAAGGAGGAGAGCGGAAGCGGCGGCGGGAGUGGCGACACGGCGCUGGUGGUGGCGGUGUCGGUGGUGGUGCCGGCGGCGGUGCUGUUGGUCCUGGUGGUCUUGGCCGGCGCGACGGCCGUGGCCUGGUGGCGCCGACGACAGAGCGCGGCCAGCUCCCGGGUCAUCAGCUUCGACGGCCACGAGGGCGACGAGGCCAGUGAAGCCCUGUGA